GCCAGCUAGUGCUGUUUCUCCGCCGCGGCGCCUUAGAGAGAUGUGUCCUAGUCUUUCCCUGUCGGGCUAUGCCGCCGUUGCCGACAACCAAGCCGCCUUGCGCCGCAGAAAACUCAGCCAAGCCGUCGCGAACCGCCUCAUCGGAUGGCGGAGUUCCCAAACCCAACAGCUGGUGGUCGAACAGGCCAAAAGUCUCUGUGGCAAAUACUUGAGAGCGAAAUUGAGAAGCUGUGCUCUACUGCAUAAGAAAUUAGGCCUGCAACGCUUGAAGAGCGUCAGCGUACUGUCUUCUUCUGUUCCAUGGGCAUCUGCAGAAGUAGCCAUGGAGUUACGAGAACUGGGUAUGGAGAUGGAACGUACCCAUCCAGAAUUAUUUCAAAGUGUCAUCGAAAACGUUGGACUUUAUUCACUUCCCUCCGAAAGUGGAGUUCAAAACCUAUUGCAUGCUCUUGCUGCUGAGCUAUUUCGAGAGGGAAGAGUUUCCUGGGGAAGAAUUGUGGCUCUCUAUGCAAUGGCUGGAGCUUUGGCAGUAGAUUGCGUCAAGUUGGGCCAUCCUGAAUUCGUAUUGGGCCUUGUACAAGUAGUGGGGACCUGUGUGGAGAGAGACUUGGGAAACUGGAUUAUUCAACAAGGUGGUUGGGUAAGUUUGUUAAAAUGUUUACUAAGAUCAUGCUUGAGUGCAAAGAUUGUGAAUGUUUUCAGUGCAAAAUCUCACUGA
Molecule: messenger RNA, 718 nt
Organism: Uloborus diversus
Lineage: Eukaryota; Metazoa; Arthropoda; Arachnida; Araneae; Uloboridae
Product: bcl-2-related ovarian killer protein-like
Exons: 2
Coding region: 41-718 (225 amino acids)
Biological process (GO): regulation of apoptotic process; intrinsic apoptotic signaling pathway in response to DNA damage; extrinsic apoptotic signaling pathway in absence of ligand
Cellular component (GO): mitochondrial outer membrane
Molecular function (GO): protein homodimerization activity; protein heterodimerization activity
Source: RefSeq, a predicted model, not a curated record